AUGAGAUGGCGACGCGCCCCGCGCCGCCCGCUGGGUACCAGCCCCAGCGUCCCGCAUCCCCGGCCCGCCGGCCGCUCGCCUCCGCUGCUGCCGCUGCUGCCGCCACUGCUACUGCUGCUGGGGACCGCGGCCCUGGCGCCGGGGGCGGCGGCCAAGCGGGCGGCUCCCGCGGGGGCCUCGGUGUGCUACUCGUCUCCGCCCAGCGUGGGCUCGGUGCAGGAGCUGGCCCGGCGCGCCGCGGUGGUGAUCGAGGGAAAGGUGCACCCGCCGCGGCGGCAGCAGGGGGCACUCGACAGGAAGGCAGCGGGCGAGGCAGGGGCAGGGGCGCAGGGACAGCACGCCCAGGACCCACCGCCCUCCCAGGACCUUCCGCCCGCUGCCAACUGGACCCUGCCCACCAGGUCCCCUGCGCCCAGCACCGACCAACUCGGGGACCCUGCGCCCUAUCUGGUGAAGGUGCACCAGGUGUGGGCGGUAAAAGCUGGGGGCUUGAAGAAGGACUCCUUGCUCACCGUGCGCCUGGACACCUGGGGCCACCCAGCCUUCCCGUCCUGCGGGCGGCUCAAGGAGGACAGCAGGUACAUCUUCUUCAUGGAACCCGAUGCCAACAGCAGCGGCCGCACGCCGCCCGCCUUCCGAGCCUCGUUCCCCCCACUGGAGACUGGCCGCAACCUCAAAAAGGAGGUCAGCCGGGUGCUGUGUAAGCGGUGCGCCUUACCUCCCCGAUUGAAAGAGAUGAAAAGCCAGGAGUCGGCUGCAGGUUCCAAGCUAGUGCUUCGGUGUGAAACCAGUUCAGAAUACUCUGCACUCAGAUUCAAAUGGUUUAAGAAUGGGAAUGAGCUGAACCGAAAAAAUAAGCCACAAAACAUCAAGAUUCAGAAAAAGCCAGGGAAGUCAGAACUUCGAAUUAACAAAGCGUCACUGGCUGAUUCCGGAGAGUAUAUGUGCAAAGUGAUCAGCAAGUUAGGGAACGACAGUGCCUCAGCCAACAUCACCAUCGUCGACUCAAAUGAGUUCAUCACUGGCAUGCCAGCCUCAACCGAAAGAGCAUAUGUGUCCUCAGAGUCUCCCAUUAGAAUAUCAGUAUCUACAGAAGGCGCAAAUACUUCUUCAUCUCGGACCCCUGAGGUGAGAACACCCAAGUCAGCCACUCAGCCACAAGCAACAGAAACUAAUCUCCAAACUGCUCCUAAACUUUCCACGUCUACGUCCACAACUGGGACCAGCCAUCUUGUAAAGUGCGCCGAGAAGGAGAAGACUUUCUGCGUGAAUGGUGGCGAGUGUUUCAUGGUGAAAGACCUGACAAACCCUUCGAGAUACUUGUGCAAGUGCCCAAAUGAGUUUACUGGUGAUCGUUGCCAAAACUACGUAAUGGCCAGCUUCUACAAGCAUCUUGGGAUUGAAUUUAUGGAAGCGGAGGAACUCUACCAGAAGAGAGUGUUGACAAUCACCGGCAUCUGUAUCGCCCUGCUGGUGGUCGGCAUCAUGUGUGUGGUGGCCUACUGCAAAACCAAGAAACAGCGGCAAAAGCUUCACGAUCGGCUUAGGCAGAGCCUUCGGUCUGAACGGAACAACAUGGUGAACAUAGCCAAUGGGCCUCACCAUCCGAACCCACCACCAGAGAACGUGCAGCUGGUAAAUCAAUACGUGUCUAAAAACGUCAUCUCCAGUGAGCAUAUUGUUGAGAGAGAAGCCGAGACAUCCUUUUCCACCAGCCAUUACACUUCUACAGCUCAUCACUCCACGGCUGUCACCCAGACUCCUAGUCACAGCUGGAGUAACGGGCACACAGAAAGCAUCAUUUCGGAAAGCCACUCUGUAAUCAUGAUGUCAUCAGUAGAAAACAGUAGGCACAGCAGCCCAGCUGGGGGCCCACGAGGACGUCUUCAUGGUCUGGGAGGCCCUCGCGAAUGUAACAGCUUCCUCAGGCAUGCCAGAGAAACCCCUGACUCGUACCGAGACUCUCCUCAUAGCGAAAGGUAUGUAUCAGCCAUGACCACCCCGGCUCGUAUGUCACCUGUAGAUUUCCACACGCCAAGCUCCCCUAAAUCACCCCCUUCGGAAAUGUCUCCACCCGUGUCCAGCAUGACGGUGUCCAUGCCCUCCAUGGCAGUCAGCCCCUUUGUGGAAGAAGAGAGACCUCUGCUCCUCGUGACAACGCCAAGGCUCCGGGAGAAGAAGUGUGAUCAUCACCCCCAGCAACUCAACUCCUUUCAUCACAACCCUGCCCAUCAGAGUACCAGUCUCCCCCCUAGCCCACUGAGGAUAGUGGAGGAUGAGGAGUACGAGACGACCCAGGAGUAUGAGCCAGUUCAAGAGCCUGUUAAGAAACUCACCAACAGCCGGCGGGCCAAAAGAACCAAGCCCAAUGGCCACAUUGCCAAUCGGUUGGAAAUGGACAACACAACAAGUUCUGUGAGCAGUAACUCAGAAAGUGAAACAGAAGAUGAAAGAAUAGGUGAAGAUACACCAUUCCUGGGCAUACAGAACCCCCUGGCAGCCAGUCUCGAGGCGGCCCCUGCCUUCCGUCUGGCUGAUAGCAGGACUAACCCAGCAGGCCGCUUCUCCACGCAGGAAGAAUUACAGGCCAGGCUGUCUAGUGUAAUCGCUAACCAAGACCCUAUCGCUGUAUAAACCUAAAUAAACACAUAGAUUCACCUGUAAAACUUUAUUUUAUAUAAUAAAGUAUUUCACCUUAAAUUAAACAAUUUAUUUUAUUUUAGCAGUUCUGCAAAUAGAAAACAGGAAAAAAAACUUUUAUAAAUUAAAUAUAUGUAUGUAAAAAUGUGUUAUGUGCCAUAUGUAGCAAUUUUUUACAGUAUUUCAAAAAACGAGAAAGAUAUCAAUGGUGCCUUUAUGUUAUGUUAUGUCAAGAGCAAGUUUUAUACAGUUACGGUGGUUGCUUUUUCACAGUAUUUCGGCCAAACCUCCCACAUAUUCAGUUGCUGCUGGCUUCUUGUGCAUAGCAUUAUGAUGUUGACUGGAUGUAUGAUUUGCAAGGCUAGCAGCUGUCCCUCUGUUUGCUUCCAGUAGCUCCCAACCGGUACUGUCUUGAAAUGGCACAUCCGCCCAAAUACUCUUCUAUUUUGUAUGAAGUCUUUGCUUUCCGAAUAUGAAAUGAGUUCUCUCUACUCUGUCAGCCAAAGGUUUGCUUCACUGGGCUCUGAGAUAAUAGUAGACCCAACAGCAUGCUACUAUUACAUAUAGCAGGAAACUGCAUUAAGUAAUGUUAAAUAUUAGGAAGAAAGUAAUACUGUGAUUUUUAAAAACAAACUAUAUUAUUAAUCAGAAGACAGCUUGCUCUUGCUCAAAGGAUCUACCAUUGACUUUAAUUUUAACGCUUUGGUUGUUGUUGUUCUUGACAAAGAAGAACAGCUUCAAGUCCAGCUUAGAAAGCAGGUUCUGGCUUGCUAUCAGGAUAAUCUAGCAACUGGAAAGGACUCAGUUUCACUUUCUCUCUGGGUGGAGGGGGAAUGAUCUAGCAGCUCAUCUGUCAACCAACCAACCAUGACUGCUAAAGGUGCAAUCCUUUCUGACAUAUUUUUUUAACUGACUGGUUGAACCCUCUUCUUGGCUCCAGAAGGGGUGCAUCAUAUCAUGAAGCCUCAGCCCCAAGAGUACACUCAGCCAUCUUGUCCAAACCACUUGUAGAGUGCAAUGUGCCGGUGGUAUAUCACGGUGACUUGGCCAUUGCAGGGAAAUGCCCCACUUGUAGAGUGUUUAGAAGGAGUGAAUGUGUAGAAGUCACAAGGGGAAAGCCGCUAUGUGACCCAGUUGACAUCUUAAAGUUUGGUUGGCCACUCCUUUCUCCCCAUUAUGUGCCUCUUAUGUUCAACAUGGUCUUGAUUAAGUCAUAACUAUGCAUGAAUAUGUUUUGCCAGGAAUGGCCAAUGUGCAUGUGAUUUAUGAUUAGCAAGAACUUUCCACAGUGAUGCCUCACUAGGGAAUGUCAAUAGUGUUGAAAAGAUUGCACCUUUUCUUGGAGAAGCGACCCCCACCUGUGGAUUGAUGAUCUCUCUCCAUAGAUAGUUUGUAUCUUCCAUUUGUCCUCUAGAAGUUUUUUUUUUUUCUCAUACUGUCUCAAAAGCAGGGCUAGGAUUGUUUUAAACUCUGUAUGUUCUCUUAGGAUUGUAAAGCCCAUGAAUGCUUAGAGAUAUUAGCAUAUGAACAAAUGUUAAUACAGGGGGAAAAGGUGGGGAGGUGGAGAGUAAUCAUUCAGAACCUUUUAUAUUACUUCCCUGUCAGUCUGGACUGGUGCUCAUUGAGUUUCUAAGUAGGUUCCUAAGAGUCACAUAUGGGAAAAUGGGAAAUAGUUGAACAGGGGAUUGACAAAGUCAAAGACAAUUAUUGAUCCUUGUUCCCAGUUGAACCAAAUCUAUUUUCUUUACCAGAUCUUUGUUACAAGUCAAGGGAACUAAUCAUACACAAGUAGGGCUCAGAAGAACAUUGCAGGUUGACCACAAGUCCAUGUGUUACACUCCUCGUGUUUUGAAGAGAAACUUGUCUGUUACUCUUAGAAUUUGAUGCCUCAUAUUUCUUGCCACUGUUCAUGCAACAGCUUCUCUGUGCUCAGAGUGUUGUCCUUUUUCCUUUCUUAGCCCAUAAGGAGGAAUGCCUGCUGGGGAAGCCUGCGUUGGUUCCCCAGUGCUGCAUGUGGUCAACUCUCCACAGGGAGGAUAAGUCAGUAGGCUUGAAGAUAGUCUCUCUACUUAAUGUUGACCUUGAAGGCCUUCACUCAGUUAUCAUUUGAUAAAGAAAUUUCUUUAUUGUUCUUUUAAAGGUCUUAGAAAUUCAGUUCCCAAUUGGUUGGUCACUAGGGUAUUGAGAAAGGCCCUUCUAAAAAGAUAGACUCUCCCGAUGAAAACAAGGAGCAGCAUUUUACUAGCACAAGAAGCUCUACAAAUUUGCAAAUUGCAAAUAUACAUGAUCUUUUUUUUUCCUUCUGUGCUUUACCUGGCAAACACAUUUGUCUUAUUAGUUGGAAAGCCUUUUCCCCACGAGAGCAAAGCUUCCUUGGUGAGAGCAGCCACUUGGCCUCUCAGGACUACCUGUGGCAGCCCCUAGCUUUUAUGUUUCUGGGGAUGUCUCUACAAUGCUUCACUGCCAGGUCUCUCUCAACCAUCCUGUUUAUGAACCCAGGCAGAGCCGUAGCAAUGCAAAGAAUGCACACCUGUGUUCCUAGUAUGCGUGAAGAUACCUUGCAUUUUAAGGGAGUACAAGCUACUCAGAAUUGAACAGAAAGUUUAUUUCUUGGGCCUGAACUCAAAACCACUGAGAGAUAUAUAGCAAGGUAUAGUAGACACCAAAUUCCUUUUGUACUUACUCAAGAUUUGUUUUCUGUCCUGCUUUUUGCUCCGUUUCUCCCCCUGCCCUCAAGAAUGCCUAGUGGACAGCCUUCUGCAGCUUUCUACAAAGUAGGCCUCUGUUUAAAAGAGAAUGUAUCCAGAGCAGCAAUAUGCCAUCUCUUUCUUGUUUCUGUGUGACUGUCCAUAUAGAUGGAGUCUAUCCAGGGUAACUUUCUCUGUAUCGAUUCCUCUUCUGGCCGGAGAUUGAAGGUAGAUGGCUCCUAUCAGUGAAUAAGGAAGAUCUGACCUUCCCUUUCAGUCCUGGCUGCCUUCCAGCAGCUACAGGAAUUUCUGUCCACUAAGAUCCGUGACACACUAUGGAGAAAUGCAGACAACAUGAAAUGGCCACAAAUCACAAUUUCUAGUAUAUAUUCUUUUGUAAAUACAUAUUGUAUAGUACUUGGAUGUUUUCUUAAGUCAUAUACUGUCUCUAUGAGUUAAUGUUAGGUUUUACUCUCAUACUGUAUAACAUUGUAAAUAACAUAAUGUCCUUUAUUAUUUAUAUUUAAGCAUCUAACAUAGAGAAUUGUUUUCAUAUAAGUUUAAGAUAAAUGUUUAAAAUAUAUGUUUUUUUUUCUUUGCUUUAAAAUUAUGUACUUUUUCUUUUUCAUUUUUAAAGAAUAAUUUAUUGUUCAGGAGAAAGAAUAUAUAUGUAACUGAAACUAUUUGAAGAACGCACAUUUGAAGGCCAUGAGGUACUGAUAAACUAAAGAAUUUAUUAUCUCAAAUACUAAGCAAUAAGUAAUUGUGAUUUAUUUAAAGUUUUGUUCGUUUCCCAAGAAAGUCAUACUGCAAUAAAAAUGCUGCUCUAUGGAGACGUGAGCAUGUUGCUCAGCAGACAAACAUCGCAGUCUGUUAGAGCAGACUUAGCAUCUAGCCAUGACAGCUGUGCUACCUAGGACUGUGUUUCGUGGACCCCAUGACCAUCCUGUCUCUGUUGAUUUUGCUGUAUUGCCCGUCCUUGAGUCACCUCCCUCCCGACUCUGUUUCACACUUCAUUUUUUUGCUGUAGGAGACACAUAGUCAAGCAAUAGGAUGCUCCAUUCCAUAGCCACCAAACCUCCAUUCACAAGGACAUCAGAGGGAAACAUUGCAUACCUUUCUGGAUCCUGCUUGUCAAUACGUGCUGCAGUGACAUCAAGAAACUCAUUAACGGCAAUGACUUUAUGUGACAAUCCUAUGCAAACAUAAGAGAGAGCAAAACCUAUUAUGAUUCAAUGGCCACAUUAGCCUCAAAAACAUCUAUGCUAAUCUUCCCUAUAAUGUCUUUAAAUUUACUUCCCAUCGUGUGCACCAUUUUAUAAGAAGGCUAAGGAGCAAUGACUUUACUCUCCUUGUUCUAUCAAUAAAACAAACUGAUGUCCAAAGUACUGCUCAGGGAGGGGCCUAUGCACGAAAUAUUUCUCACAUUCUAGGACUCAUCGUAGAACGGAUAUAGUGCUUUUUUAUUAAGAUUAACCUUAUGAAGCCAUAUUUUAACAAAUAGCUAUUUUGUGUGUAAUUUUUAUAUAUUUCAACCAUUCUACUCAUUAUCUCAGUUAGAUCGAGAACAUUUAAAGGGUGUAUAAUAAAUCUGCCUGCUUUGGAGUUUGAGCAUAACCUGAGAUUUCCCAUCCAAGUUUACCUCCAUGCAUAGACACAUUUCCUGUUCACUCAUAAGAGCACCACUAACACCAUUCCCAAGUGUCUGGUUGUCCAGGAGACCAAAUGUUCUGAAGCCACAAAGUGAAUCUGCUUAUCUGCUAGUCAUUCAGCUUUCAAGCCAGGCAUCAAAACAAAAGACGAAAGAAUAUUUUAAAGUUAGAGUCUGGGACCCUUUCCUCAGCUUAUGCUGUAAAUUUUCCAACCUCGUGAUCAAACUAAAAGCUGUCCAUGACAAUAUCAGUAGCUUACGAUAGACGUGUUUACCUAAGUGGUCAUGCCAUUUCAGGUAGAAGAGGCUGCGAAGGAAGGUUGUGUAGAAACAUGAAAACUCAAUUCCAUUCAAAUUAGAGUCUAGAUAGUUACUAUUAUUCACCAGUUGUGUUUGACUCUUGAGUGACAAAUCUAGGCCAGUUCUGCAAACUAGGAAGACAUCUGUUUUUCCAAGAAAUCUGCAGAAAUUUCUCUUCUCUAAUGAAUCAUCAAAGGGCUUAAGGUCAAGGAUUUGGGGAUCAGUCAAGCUGGGCUGAAAUCUAAACAGUGGAGAUACUGGAAAGAGUGGGAGUCUCUGUUAUCUUAGCAUCAUGUUGUGUUCUCUCUCUCUGAAUUCUCCUCUCAAAACUGAUAAUCAAUUAAAGAACAAUUUAUGGAAACUAUUACUCCAAAAGAUUAAUCUGUUAUCAGCUGAGAGCUUCAUAUUUAUGAAGGGAAAACCUUUAUGUUGGUUUAGGAAGCUGUAUCUUGUAACCUAGAAAAUAGUUGUUAGAUAGGGUGGUGCAUGCUCUUUAUAUAUCUAUAGGCCUUUCUGACACCCUCAUUCUGCAACUCUUGUACCUCUCUAUUGGUUAGUAUUGUUUUUUAACUGGUUGAACUUAAAAGCCUCACCACAAAAAAAAGUUUCAUUGCUGUAAAAUAUGAUCGAUGGCUUUUUACAGUAAAAAUCAGAGACAGAGAAUGUAAAGAUGGUUCAACCCAAAAAUCUUCUAAAUGUCCUCUUUCAAAUGAACUUACUUGAACAAAAAUUUAAGGAGGAAAAGAUAUCGCUUCUCACCAGCCUAUGUUCCAGCAAAGCUGACGAACUGAAUAUCAUUAAUGUCUUAUGUAUAAAUUUACUCAUAAAGAAUCAAAUUAUUAAAUGUUAAUAUUUUACACUGUUUAUGACUUAAAAUAUCCUGUAUCUUUUUUAUUUGCUUCAUUAUAGAAAAAAUGGUGAAAAUUUAUGCCCAGAAAGUUAAAACUCACUCUCAGAGCAGUCUGUCUUCUGAGUCGCAGAGAUGUUGUAGAUACCUUAUUUCUCUCAGUUCCUUCAAAAUGAGAGUUUUUAUUUCCAAAUCUCUUGACAUAAUAUGAGUUAUAUGUCAAUCAGCUUUCAUUUCUGAGAAACAAAUCUUCCUACUUUUGGUUUGCAGAUACCCUGGAACCCAAUGUGCUUAAUGUAGCAACUCUAUACAUCUUCCCUAACCUCAGCUUUCUAAGAAAAUGCCAAGUAUAGCCGUGGGAGUGAAUUCACAAUGUUGAUAGCUAGGAGGCAAAUUCUAGUCCAAAGGAGGACUUUUUGAUCAGAGCAAUGCCCUAAUGCUGAAACUUUGUGGACUUGAGCAGCUUCUUCCUCCCAUGUUCCUUAGCUGUAAAGACUGUGGUUCUAUGAGGUUGAAACAGGAGUCAAUGUAAGAAACUAGAAAAUGUCUAGUAUAUAGUGAUUAUUCAAAUUUGUCGCUCCUACAGAUUCUUAAGUUUGGAGAUCUCAGUUUCUCAGUUCAAAUAAAGUAUACUGCAUUGCACAAGCUGAUCAGAAAAACCAUUUCACCAACCCCAUGCCAGCAAGAAAAUGCUUUUUCAGCAACAAAUAUUUGUUGAGAAGCAUUAUCACCAAAUAACAUUUAAAGUGGCAGUUGUAGAAACUAAGAUCUUUGAGUAUUGUGAGUAGUUGACCCUUGUGGGCCCAUGCCAUUCCGUGUCUAUCCAUUAAUCUCUUAAUGGCUGGUGGCAGUAUAAGUUCACAGGAAAUUAAUGAAACACAACUCAUUGUAUUGUUUUCAUAAUGCCACCUUCAAACGCCAUUGUAAAUUUCUAAUGGGACAAUCAAAAACCUCACUUAACCCUGCAGACCAUCUAAACUCUAGAUGCCUUAAUUUUAUGCAUAAUGUUCACAUGUAAAUCUAUUUCUUUGAAAAAGUAUUAUCCCAGCCAAGGCCUCCAGGGUGAUAAAACUAGGGAAGUCUCAGAUUAAUAAAAAAAAAAAUCACAUGUCUUUAUGGAUGCUCAUAUCCACCCCAUUAUCUAUCCAAUAAUUCUUCAAGUUUUGUCUUACUCUUUACUCCAUGCAUAAAAUGAGAAUCUUUUCUCAUCUAUAUGAUGCAAUUGAUAAUUCAUAGACUUAAGCUAUUAGAAUUUAGUCUUUUAGUCUUUUAAAACUUGAUCCUGCAAGAGGAAGUGACUUGGGCUCAUGAUAUUAACCAUCACGCUUGCAAAUAGGCAUUGUUAAUAGCAAUGGAGUCCGAUAUAAUUGUUCAUGAAUAAUCUUCCCUUUAAAUGAAUCACGUUUUAUUGAGAACAACUGUAAGUUCUAGUCUAUCACAAAAACAAUGCAAAGGAAUGAAUAUUUCCUCAUUUUUAAAAAUACAGUCUUUUAGGUAGACACUUUCGCCUCUGAUCAUUAACAUCAUGAAUUGAGUAGGCAUUGGUCAUCACUGACUUUCAUUCUAAAGUGAGGCUCUUGGUAGGUUACUAGAUCCCUGCCAAGCUCCUGGAAAUCCUCCCUACUGUGGUAAUCCAGAUUCCUGUGAUCCCUUAGAGUGGAGUCUUAAGUGAGCUUUGUAUCCCUUUCUAGGAAGAGAAUUCUUUUGGGAUAUUCAUCUGUAGCUAAUAAGGUACCCAAACCCAUAGGUCCUAAGCAAUUUCUCCCAGGGAGAAUGAGGAAGAGAGUCCUGCAACAUUGUGUCUCCAUUAACCACUCCCUUCUGGCUAGAAGGCCUGUUGCAUUCACACAGGAAUCCCUACACAGCCUCCAGCCUCCCCUCUUUAUUCUGCCCAGCGUCUCCCUUCACCGAUUGCAAAACACAAACUAAUUAUGUUGCACAAUCAAUGCUGAUCGUACACACAUAUCAAAACUCCCACAGUCUCUCAUAAUGACAUGUGAAUAUUGUGCAUCCAUUAAAAACUCUAAAGUCAUAAAACUAUACAACCUUCAUACCUUGAUCAAAAACCUAGAAAUGAUUGAAUUUAAAGAGAAUUUAAAGUAAUGUUCUUGAACUAAGAUGACUUCUUUGGUAGGCCCUUGGGAAAGUGUUAGGGCUGGUGGUGGCACAGCGUUUCUGUUACUCGACCACAGACUUCUCACAACAUGAAAAGACACUAGCUCCAACACUCAUUUGGGAGCUCAUUCUUCGAGGGCUUGGAUGUAUGGGCAUGAAUUAGGAGUAAGGCAAUCGCUUUCUUCCUGUGAAUGUGUUAAAACGGAGAUGCAGGGUUUCGCUCAGGUUAAAACCACAUCAAUUAUCAAAGAAGCAACUACUGUUGGGAAAUAGCCUCCCAUCUUGUAGAAGCAUCUGACAUCCGCAGACCAAGCCACACUAGAACACUAUUCUACAUGUCUCCUUCCACAUCAACUGAGUGACUGUCAGAUCGUUCCAUUUCCUCCUCCAUAACCUUGCUUUGUCCUUCAUUUCUUGCUCUCAUCCUCUGCCACAGGGCCACCAGCAUCUCGACUGACCUGCUUCAUCUGCUCUUGUGGGCCAUCCUUCACAUUCUAGUGAUGACUCCUAACUCGAACUUCUUAGCAGGCUAGACUGCUGGCUAAACCAUGGUUCCCCAUGGGCUAAAUGCCUCAGCCUGACCUAAGAGGCCCCUCACAGUCUGAUUCUAUGAGAUGGCUCUAGCUUGUCUCCCACCAUCAUUGUUCAUUCCAACCUUGUGAGUUUCUGUUCCAGAAGUAUACCACAUCGAUGUUAUCAAACCCCAGUCAUUGGCAUACCAACUUCAUAUU
Molecule: messenger RNA, 10971 nt
Organism: Chionomys nivalis (European snow vole)
Lineage: Eukaryota; Metazoa; Chordata; Mammalia; Rodentia; Cricetidae
Gene: Nrg1
Product: neuregulin 1
Exons: 14
Coding region: 1-2634 (877 amino acids)
Biological process (GO): cell differentiation; intracellular signal transduction; animal organ development
Molecular function (GO): protein tyrosine kinase activator activity; chemorepellent activity
Source: RefSeq, a predicted model, not a curated record